This is a messenger RNA of Drosophila gunungcola (fruit fly), 334 nucleotides long. RefSeq lists its product as uncharacterized. The record is from RefSeq and is a predicted model, not a curated record. The transcript has a single exon. Bases 26 to 307 code for a protein of 93 amino acids. Lineage: Eukaryota; Metazoa; Arthropoda; Insecta; Diptera; Drosophilidae.
UUGAUCCACCAAGACCAAAGCAGCAAUGAAAUACUUUGCGAUCUGUGCUCUAGCUGCUCUCGUCCUCAUCCAGGCUUCAUCAGCAUUUAAGGUGAAGCGAGUUAUCUAUGUGGUGCCAGCAACCACUGCAUCUACCACCACGGUUUCGCCAUCAACCACCACCACGGUUUCGUCAUCAACCACCACCACAGCAGCACCUCCUGUCGUCGUCCAGGUGGUCUACUGCUCCUGGAAGAACAACUGGUGUCGCUCCAAUGCGAAUAGCGUGAGGAAUUGCAAGUGGGGCCUGUGCAAGUUCAACGGAUAGGAAAGUCAAAUAAAAAGAAAGUUUGCA